GCAGCGCGGCCAGCGCCGUGAGGCGUCGCCGUCGCCGUGGCCAUCACACCGGUAGACGUGCAGCGCGCCGCAGACUUGAAGAUGGAAAUGGACACGGUAAGCGGCGCCGUCAGCGGCAAGACCAACGUGAACCCCCCGACCAAGGACGCCCUGCCCGACGCCGACGAGGAGAAGAGCACGCCCAUCAAGCCUCUGGACGCCAACCGCUAUGCCACCAAGAAGACCAUCGCGCAGGGCAUGCUUGACAUCGCCCUGCUCACGGCCAACGCGUCCCAGCUCAAGUACAUCCUGCAGGUGGGGCCGCGGCAUGAGUUCUACACGCUCAUGCUGGGCCUCAUCUCCACCUCCAUGAUCCUGCAGGUGCUCGUGGGGAUCAUGUUCCUGUUCAUCGGCGCGCUCAACAUCAACAAGGACAAGGACAAGCGGCGCGCCGUCAUCUUGAACGACAUCAUCCUUAUCAUGGUGUUCAUCAUCUCCGUCACCAACGUGGUGAUCGCGGGCUUCGGCAUCGACAAUGCGAGCCGGCCGCUGCGCCUGCUCUCUGACGAGCGCGGCCCGUACAGCAGAUAGUCCGUACAGCCCGGCCCAGCCGCCCCAUAGCCACCCC
Messenger RNA from Thrips palmi, 607 nucleotides. RefSeq names its product ninjurin-2-like. Lineage: Eukaryota; Metazoa; Arthropoda; Insecta; Thysanoptera; Thripidae. Gene Ontology annotation, biological process: tissue regeneration; cell adhesion. The coding region runs from base 82 to 570 and encodes 162 amino acids. The record is from RefSeq and is a predicted model, not a curated record. Gene Ontology annotation, cellular component: membrane. The transcript has 3 exons.